UUAGGUUGGAGAUAAAUGAUCCAUAUACUCCAUAUGAUGUAAUUAGGUGAAUGUAAGAUUGCAUUUGCUAAACUUACUUUCUAUAUGCUUUUAAACCCCGUACUCCUAUUUAUUAAAUUCUCAUUUUUAGUCUUUUGGACGCAUCCAUUCUUUCAAAAUACGGCUGUAACUCUAUUUAUAGAAGCACAUUUUAGCUCCUUCCUCAUAGAGUGAGGGGAAAUAUUGGACGAAAAUUUUCUUUCAAAGUUCAGAGACAAAAUAUACUCCUAUAUAGAUAAGAAAUGAAUGGCGCAUCAUCAAUUGCUCCUCUUGCAGAAAGGCUGAAAGGAAAGGUUGCAAUUAUAACAGGCGGAGCAAGUGGGUUUGGAGAAACCACAGCUAGACUCUUUGUGCAACAUGGAGCCAAAGUUAUAAUAGCCGACGUGCAAGACGAGAAAGGCAUGAUCUUGUGCAACGACAUAAUUGCAUCCAAUAACACCACCAGCCACCAUGGUAAUAACGAUGUAGAACUUAUCUCCUACGUGCAUUGCAACGUAUCCGAUGAGACCGACGUUAAAAACCUCGUCGAUCUCACCAUCUCUAAGCACGGAAAACUCGACAUCAUGUUCAACAAUGCAGGCAUUCCGGGUGAUAUAGACCCUACUAUUGUAGGUGCAACCAUUGAAAAUUUCAAAAAAGUGUUCAACAUUAAUGUUUUUGGUUGUUUCUUAGGGGCUAAGCAUGCUGCUAGGGUAAUGAUCCCAAGUAAAUCAGGUGUAAUCCUCUUCACGUCGAGCUUAGCAUCGUUGGUGGCCGGAGAGUCACCUCAUGCAUACACGAUGUCGAAACACGCGAUAAUUGGAUUGAUGAAGAACUUGUGUGUUGAAAUGGGACAAUAUGGCAUAAGGGUGAAUGCUAUUUCCCCUUGUGGUGUUGCGACACCAUUGCUAAGUAAUGCAUUAGGGAUGGAUAAGGGUGAUGUUGAUGAGUUGCUUUGUGAAUCAGCUGUACUUAAAGGGGUUGCACCUGAAGCUCUAGAUGUUGCUCAUGCAGCAUUGUUCUUGGCUAGCGAUGAGGCUAAGUUUGUGAGCGGUGUGAACUUUGUUAUUGAUGGUGGUUAUAGCGUUACUAAUCCAUCUUUUUCAAUGGCCGUCAAAAAAUUAUUUGCGUAGAAGAGUUCUAUUGUUGAUGGAACUUCAAUAUAGUACUCCAUCUAGGUUACCUUAGAUUAAGCUCUAUUAGGCGAUUUAUGAUUGUGCGCGUCAAUAAAGCAAGCCUAGUCAAACAUUAAACAUUAGGUGAUUAGGUAGUUUCUACUCAUUUCAUAUUUGUAUUUUAGCCUUUAAUUAAAGAAAAAAUUCACAAGAUAGAACUCAAUUAUUA
Messenger RNA from Beta vulgaris subsp. vulgaris (sugar beet), 1362 nucleotides. Its product is annotated as short chain aldehyde dehydrogenase 1. NCBI's taxonomy places the organism in Eukaryota, Viridiplantae, Streptophyta, Magnoliopsida, Caryophyllales, Amaranthaceae. Bases 282 to 1151 code for a protein of 289 amino acids. The record is from RefSeq and is a predicted model, not a curated record. The transcript has 2 exons.